This is a messenger RNA of Miniopterus natalensis, 1139 nucleotides long. Its product is annotated as sulfotransferase 1B1. The record is from RefSeq and is a predicted model, not a curated record. Gene Ontology annotation, molecular function: sulfotransferase activity. Lineage: Eukaryota; Metazoa; Chordata; Mammalia; Chiroptera; Miniopteridae.
UGGUACAAAAAAUGAGUAUCCCCAAAGAUAUCCUGAGAAAGAAUUUGGAGAUGGUGCAUGGCUAUCCCAUGAUCUAUGCUUUUGUGGACAACUGGGAAAGGAUUGAGCAGUUCCACAGCAGGCCAGAUGACAUUGUGAUAGCCACUUACCCCAAAUCAGGUACCACUUGGCUAAGUGAAAUUGUGGACAUGAUUUUAAAUGAUGGAGAUGUUGAAAAGUGUAAGAGAGAUUUUAUAACUGUGAAAGUCCCAAUGUUGGAAAUGGCUGUCCUUGGACUAAGAACUUCAGGUGUAGAACAAUUAGAGAAGAAUCCAUCACCCCGGCUUGUGAAGACACAUCUACCAAUUGAUCUUCUUCCUAAGUCUUUUUGGAAGAACAACUGCAAGAUGAUUUAUCUGGCUCGAAAUGCCAAGGAUGUCGCAGUCUCAUAUUACCACUUUGACUUAAUGAAUAAUUUGCAACCUCCUCCUGGCACCUGGGAAGAAUAUCUGGAGAGAUUCAUGGCUGGAAAUGUGGCCUAUGGUUCCUGGUUUAAUCAUGUUAAGAGCUGGUGGAAGAAAAAAGAAGAACACCCAAUACUUUUCUUGCUCUAUGAAGAUAUGAAAGAGAAUCCAAUGCAGGAAAUUAAGAAGGUUGCUAGAUUCCUAGAAAAAAACCUAAACGAUGAGAUCUUGAAUAAGAUCAUCCAUCACACCUCAUUUGGAAUGAUGAAGGACAACCCUCUGGUGAAUUACACACACCUACCAAGUACAGUGAUGGAUCACAGCAAAUCUCCUUUUAUGCGCAAAGGGAUUGUAGGUGACUGGAAGAAUUACUUCACAAUGGCCCAAAAUGAGAAAUUCGACGUUCUUUAUAAGAAGGAAAUGGCUGGAAGUGCCCUUCAGUUCCCCACAGAGUUUUGAAGAGCCUAAGCUGCAAAUCUGAAAGAACUGACCUGUAAUUUGUUGAAACAGGGGCAGUUAUGACUUGACUUGGGCAAUCAAAUGGGUUUUUAAAGGAACAAAUGUGCUUUUAAAACUUUGAUUUUUCAGUGUCAUUAAUCAAUUCCCAGUUUUGCUCCUUACUCAGGCUGCCAAAUUCUGUAAAGUUAGGACCAAUCAUUAGUUUUUUGUAGAAUAUUCUUGCCUUUUCCUAGGCUA